ACAGCUCAACUUGAGUGGACAGCUCAACUUGAGAAGACAGCUCAACUUGAGGGGACUGCACUACUUAAGAGGAAAGCACUACUUGGGAGGAAAGCACAACUUGCGAGGACAGCAAAGCUGACGAGGACAGCAGAGCUUGCAAGGACAGCACGGCAUGCGAGGACAGCACGGCUUGCACGGACAGCACAGCUUGCGAAGACAGCACAGCUUGCGAGGACAGCACAGCUUGCGAGGACAGCACAGCUUGCGAGGAAAGCACAGCUUGCGAGGACAGCACAGCUUGCGAGGAAUGCACAGGUUGCGAGGACAGCUCAGCUUGAGAGGACAGCUCAACUUGACAGGACAGCUCAACUUGAGCGGACUGCUCAACUUGAGAGGAAAGCUCAACUUGAGAGGACAGCUCAACUUCAGAGGACAGCUCAACUUGAGAGGACAGCUCAACUUGAGAGGACAGCUCAACUUGAGAGGGCAGCUGAACUUGAGAGGGCAGCUCAACUUGAGGCGACAGCACAGCUUGCGAGGACAGCACAGCUUGCGAGGACAGCACAUUUUGCGAGGACAGCACAGUUUGCGAGGACAGCACAGCUUGCGAGGACAGCACAGCUUGCGAGGAGAGAACGGCUUGCGAGGACAGCACAGGUUGCGAGGACAGCACAGGUUGCAAGGACAGCACAGCUUCCAAGGACAGCAAAGCUUGCGAGGACGGCCCAGCUUGUGAGGACAGCACAGCUUGCGAGGACAGCACCGCUGGGAGGACAGCACAGCUUGCGAGGACAGCACAGCUUGCGAGGACAGCACAGCUUGCGAGGACAGCACAGCUUGCGAGGACAGCUCAGAUUGAGAGGACAGCUCAACUUGAGAGGAGAGCUCAACUUGAGCAGACUGCUCAACUUGAGAGGAAAGCUCAACUUGAGAGGACAGCUCAAUUUGAGAGAACAGCUCAACUUGAGAGGACAGCUGCACUUGAGAGGACUGCACAACUUGAGAAGACAGCACAAUUUGCGAGGACAGCAAAGCUUGCUAGGACAGCAAAGUUUGCGAGGGCAGAACAGCUUGCGAGGACAGCACGGCUUCUCACAGAGGUUGGGAGGUCAGCUCAGCUUGCGUGGACAGCAGAGCUUGCGAGGACAGCACAGCUUGCGAGGACGACAUGGCUUGCGAGGACAGCACGGCUUGCGAGGACAGCACAGCUUGCGAGGACAGCACGGCUUGCGAGGACAGCACAGCUUGCGAGGACAGCACAGCUUGCGAGGACAGCUCAACUUGAGAGGACAGCUCAACUUGAGAGGACAGCUCAAUUUGAGAGGACAGCUCAACUUGAGAGUACAGCUCAACUUGACAGCUCAAUUUGAGACCACAGGUCAACUUGAGAGGACAGCUCAACUUGAGAGGACAGCUCAACUUGAGAGGGCAGCUGAACUUGAGAGGGGAGCUCAACUUGAGACGACAGCACAGCUUGCGUGGACAGCACAGCUUGCGAGGACAGCACAGCUUGCGAGGACAGCACAGCUUGCGAGGACAGCACAGCUUGCGAGGACAGCACAGCUUCCGAGGACAACACAGCUUGCGAGGAGAGAACGGCUUGUUAGGACAGUACAGGUUGCGAGGACAGCACAGGUUGCGAGGACAGCACAGCUUCCAAGGACAGCACAGCUUGCGAGGACAGCACAGCUUGCGAGGACAGCACAGCUUGCGAGGACAGCACAGCUUGCGAGGACAGCACAGCUUGCGAGGACAGCACAGCUUGCGAGGACAGCACGGCUUGCGAGGAAAGCACAGGUUGCGAAGACAGCUCAGCUUGAGAGGACAGCUCAACUUGGGAGGACAGCUCAACUUGAGCGGACAGCUCAAGUAGAGAGGACAGCUCAACUUGAGAGGACAGCUCAACUUGAGAGGACAGCUCAUCUUGAGAGGACAGCUCAACUUGCGAGGACAGCUCGAGAGGACAGCUCAUCUUGA
Molecule: messenger RNA, 1959 nt
Organism: Schistocerca americana (American grasshopper)
Lineage: Eukaryota; Metazoa; Arthropoda; Insecta; Orthoptera; Acrididae
Product: repetin-like
Exons: 2
Source: RefSeq, a predicted model, not a curated record